AUGCUGGAGAGCAUUAAGCAUGAUUGGGAUUCUUUAGUGAUAGUUAAAAAGGAGAUAGGUGUAAGGAAUCCUACAGUUAGUGAAAGGUAUCCCGAAUGGCGUAAUGGAGGAGUCUCUUAUAUGGCAAAAGUUUUUGAAUUUGUAGGCACUCGAAGGAAAAGAGUGAAUAGUGAAGAAGAAUUAAGAGAACAAGUAAAAUUAUUACAAGUUGAGCUUAAAGCAAAGGAGGAGCAGAGAGUAUCCUUGGAGCAGCAGUUAGCCAAAGAAAGAGCUGUGAGAAAAACAGUUGAAGAAGAAAGGGACUCUGUGGGUCAAGACUGGAUAAAGGCAAAGGAUGAAUUGAAGACAAUUAAUAAGGAUAUGACAUAUUAUAUGGAAAAAGCUAAGCAUUUGGGAAGAGACAGUUUAAGUGAUGCUGCUCUUACUUGGUAUAUGUGUUUAGAUAAUACCAAGAUUAAAGGAUGGAAGGACUUGGUUGAUGCUUCUAUUAGACAAUAUAAGUUCAACAUGGAUAUUGCCCUAAAUAGAUCAAGUCUGCAAGCCAUGGAAAAAGGUAGUAAGGAGUCUGUAAGAGAAUAUGCCCAAAGGUGGCGUGAAUUAGCCGCACAACUUGGGCAUGAUAUCGACUCCUGCGAGGAGUUUCAUUUGGAGGUAGAAAAUAUGAUGAUGUUGGGAGUAUUAAGAUUGAUGAAACCCAAAGAAAAUGAGUUAGUAGGAAUAAUGACUGGUUGUAACAAGAAAGUGGAAGUUUGUAGAUAUAUACCAACCGAAAAGGGUCCACCAAAAAUGAUCCUAACCAAGCCUAUGAAUACUGUCAGUGGGAGUUUUAAUGCCCAACCCUAUAAUUAUGGUUAUUCCUUUCACAGCACAAAUCUUGCCCCUGUUUUCCAUGCUAAAAUAGGAGGACUCACUUGGAGUGGGAGAUGUUUUACUCCUAAAGAGUUGGAAAACCAUAGAAAAGCUAAAGGAAAGGAUAUGGUGGAAUUGACAAAGACAGAUGAGGUUAAUAAGCUAGUAAGUGAUGAAGAGGCUAAUGAAUUUCUGAAAUUGAUGAAGCACAACGAAUAUAGUGUGGUUGAUCAGCUAAAGAAAACACCUACUAGGAUUUCUUUGUUGUCAUUAAUGUUGAGUUCAGAAUUGCAUAGGAACGCGCUUCAAAAGGUUCUUAAUGAAGCAUAUGUUCCUCAGAAUAUCACACAAGACUCCAUAGAACAUUUGGUGGGCAGGAUUCAAGCCACCAACUACCUCUACUUUACCGAUGAUGAGCUAGAUCAUAAAGGGACCGGUCAUAAUAAACCAUUGCACAUCACGGUAAAAUGCAAGGAUUAUGUGGUCGCUAAGAUGCUUAUAGAUAAUGGUUCUGCUUUCAAUAUAUUGCCAAGACACGUACUUGAUAAAAUGUCAGUUGAUGCCUCUCAUAUGAAGCCAAGUACCAUGACAGUCACAUUACAAGUAAUGGACAUUCAUCCAUCAUAUAGCAUGUUACUUGGGAGACCUUAGAUCCAUGCAGCCCGAGCUGUCGCAUCUUCUUUACAUCAAUGGGUCAAGUUUAUCAUCAAUGGAAAUUUGGUGACUGUGAAGGCUGAGGAAACUUUGUCAAUAAUGAAAAAUAUGUCGAUCCCUUACAUAGAAACUGAAGAAAGUAACGAUGAAAAUCUACAUGCAUUUGAAGUUGUAAAUGCUGAAUGGGUACCAGAAAAUACGAUACGAAGAAAGCCAGAAAUUUCCGAAGCAGCAAAAAUGGCUGCUAAAUACUUCUUAAAGCAUGGAUUGCCAUUUCAAUAUGACCACACUACUGGAAUGCCUGAGAGGGUUAAUGUGAUAAAAAUGAAGUGUGUGGAUCAAAGGUUUGGCUUAGGGUUUAAGGUUGGGAAAGCAGAUUUCAAAAGAGCAGCUGAAAUUAGAAGAGAAAAGAGAAUGGCUCGGAUUGAAAGGAGAGAACCAAAUGAAGAUCGAAUGGAGAUCCCACCAAUCCAUGUAACGUUCCCAAGAUCCUUGCCCCAGCUGACUAUUGGCGUUUUGGAAGAUGGCUCAUCAGAAUUCGUGAGGAAACUGGCCGAGGGAGAAGAUUUAGCAAAUUGGGAAAUUCAUGAAGUUUCAAUUAUUUUCAAAAAGAAAUCUAAAAGCAGAUUGUCAUACACCUCACAAACUCAUUGCACUAUGGAUAAUUGGCUUAACUUUGAUGAAAAUAUAAUUGCCAUGAAUGAGGAAGAGUUUGGUGAAGAGGAUAUCCAUGAGUUCGUAAGGUUAGUCGAACAAUCUGACCGCACAUGGAAGCCUGCAAAAGAAGAAUUAGAACUGAUAAAUUUGGGCACCGAGGAUAAUAAAAGAGAGUUGAAGAUAGGGAAGCUAGUCUGUGCUGAUGAAAGAAGUAAAUUGAUUGCUUUUUUACAAGAAUAUGUUGAUGUUUUUGCCUGGUCAUACACUGAUAUGCCUAGUCUGGAUACUGAUAUUGUGGUACAUAAACUACCUUUGAUAGAAGGUUGUAAGCCAAUUAAGCAAAAGUUGAGGAGGACAAGGCUAGAUAUACUAAUCAAAGUGAAAGAAGAAAUAACGAAACAGUGGGAUGCUGGAUUCUUGGAAGUAGUCGAUUAUUCUCAAUGGGUGUCCAAUAUCGUAGUAGUACCCAAGAAAGAUAACAAAAUCAGGGUAUGUGUGGAUUUCCGAGACUUGAAUAAGGCAAGCCCGAAGGAUAAUUUUCCUUUACCCCAUAUAGAUGUGCUAGUGGAUAGUGCUGCUAAGAGUUCUACUUACUCUUUUAUAGAUGGUUUCUCUGGAUAUAAUCAGAUUAAAAUGGUCGAGUAAGACAAGAAGAAAACAACAUUUGUUACCCCGUGGGGAACAUAUUGCUAUAAAGUUAUGCCAUUUGGACUGAAAAAUGUUGGGGCAACUUAUCAAAGAGCAAUGGUGACACUAUUUCAUGACAUGAUGCAUAAAGAAAUUGAGAUAUAUGUGGAUGAUAUGAUUGCUAAGUCUAAAGAUGAGGAAAACCAUAUCCCAGCUCUGAAGAAAUUGUUUGAAAGGCUGAGAAAAUAUCAAUUAAAGUUGAACCCUGUAAAAUGCACAUUUGGGGUGAAAUCGAGGAAGUUGUUGGGAUUUAUGGUAAGCAAUAAUGGCAUAGAAGUAGACCCUGAUAAAGUGAAGGUCAUACAAGCUAUGUCAGCUCCUAAAACCAAGAAAGAAGUUCGAGAUUUUUUGGGGCGUUUAAAUUACAUUGCUCGAUUUAUUUCACAACUUACAAUCACUUAUGAACUAAUCUUUCAAUUACUUAGAAAGAAAAACCCUGGAGUAUGGGAUGAAGACUGUCAAAAAGCCUUUGAUAAGAUCAAACAAUAUCUGCAGAACCCACCUCUAUUGGUACCACCUGUGCCCGAGAAGCCUCUCAUUUUGUAUUUAACAGUGACUGAAUCAGCAAUGGGAUGUGUGCUUAGCCAACAUGAUGAGACCGGAAGAAAAGAACAAGCCAUCUACUACCUUAGCAAAAAGUUCACUCAGUGUGAAUCUCGUUACAGUAUGAUUGAGAAGUUGUGUUGUGCUUUGGUAUGGAGUGUGAAAAGACUCCGACAGUAUAUGCUAUAUUAUACCACUUGGUUAAUUUCAAAGAUAGAUCCUCUGAAAUAUAUUUUUGAAAAACCGUACAUGUCAAAUAGGCUGGUUAGAUGGCAAGUGUUGUUGGCUGAAUAAAGAAAAUCCAUGAAAGGAAGUGCAAUCGCAGACCAUUUAGCUGAUAACGCCCUCGAAGACUAUGAGCCAUUAAAUUUUGACUUCCCUGAUGAAGAUGUGCUAAUAAUAGAAAAUGAAUGGUGGACCAUAUAUUUUGAUGGUGCAGUGAAUGUGUCUGGUAAUGGAGCUGGUGUUGUAAUAAUUUCUCUAGAAGGAAAACAAUAUCCCAUCUCCAUUAAACUGCAAUUUAGUUGCACAAACAACACAGCUGAAUAUGAGGCUUGCAUUCAUGGAUUAGAAGCUGCAUUGGAACUGAAGAUACAGAAACUAGAGGUAUAUAGAGACUCCAUAUUGAUAAUCUGCCAGACAAAGGGGGAAUGGCAGGCAAAAGAUGAGAAAUUGAAACCAUAUCAAGAAUAUCUCUCCAAGUUGGCUGAAAACUUUGAAGAGAUAGAGUUCAAUCAUUUAGGAAGGGAUAAGAAUCAGUUUGCGGAUGCUUCAGCAGCCCUGGCCUCUAUGGCCACAAUCGAUUGUGGUAUCAGAGUACAUCCUAUAGGCAUUGAUAUAAGAAGAUCUCCUGCUCAUUGUUAUUUAAUAGAAGAAGAAAUUGAUGGCAAUCCUUGGUAUACAGAUAUAAAAAGAUUCAUCCAAUAUCAGGAAUAUCCUUUCGAAGCUUCAAAGACAAAUAAGAAGACACUAAGAAGAAUGGCAAUGGAAUACUUUCUAGAUGGAGAAAUCUUAUACAAAAGGGCAUUUGAUGGGACUUUAUUAAGAUGCCUAAACAAAUCAGAAGCCAAUAAAGCUUUGUACGAAGUACACGGAGGAAUUUGCACCACCCAUGCAAAUGGACACAUGAUGGCAAGACGAAUACAAAGAGCUGGGUAUUUUUGGAUGACUAUAGAGAAGGAUUGUAUAGAAUUCGUCCGAAGAUGUCAUAAAUGUCAGGUGUAUAGUGACAAAAUCAAUGCGCCUCCAUUGCCCUUAUUCAAUAUGGUGUCACCUUGGCCAUUUGCAAUGUGGGGGAUAGAUGUGAUUGGGCCUAUUAAUCCAAAAGCCAGCAAUGAUCAUCGAUUUAUCUUGGUUGCAGUUGAUUAUUUUACAAAGUGGGUGGAGGCUUGUUCAUAUGCUCAUGUGACGCAGAAAGUGGUCAAGCGUUUCAUUGAGAGAGACCUAAUUUGUAGGUAUAGUUUGCUAAAAAGGAUAGUAAUCGAUAAUGCCAAGAACUUCAAUGGGAAGAUGAUCGUAGAAUUAUGCACUAAAUGGAAAAUCAAGCAUUCCAAUUCAUCCCCUUACCGACCAAAGAUGAAUGGUGUUGUUGAAGCUGCUAACAAGAACAUAAAGAAGAUUGUCCAGAAAAUGGUGGUUACAUAUAAAGAUUGGCAGGAAUGGCUUUCUUAUGCUCUACAUGCAUAUCGAACAACAAUAAAGACAUCCACUGGGGCUAUAUCUUAUUCAUUAGUUUAUAGAAUGGAGGUAGUGAUGCCUUUGGAAGUAGAGAUUCCUUCCCUAAGGGUCCUCAUGGAAUCUGAGUUAGAAGAGGCUAAAUGGGCAAAGAUACGAUAUGAACAGUUAAAUAUGAUUAGUGAAAAGCGAUUAGCUACAAUUUAUCACCACCAAUUGUAUCAAAACAGGGUAGCAGAAGCAUGUGACAGAAAAGUUCGACCAAAAGAGUUUGAAGCAGGGGAUCUUUACUAAUCACUUAUAUUGAGAAAAAUCCUAUUAUUACCUAAUGAAAAUCAUAGCAAGUGGGCACCCAAUUAUGAAGGUCCCUAUGUAGUAAAGAAGACAUUCUCUGGAGGAGCAUUGAUAUUGACAGGAAUGGAUGGAGAAGAGUUGAGUAGGCCAGUGAAUUCCAAUUCUGUGAAGAAAUAUUAUCCAUGA
This is a messenger RNA of Populus euphratica (Euphrates poplar), 5544 nucleotides long. RefSeq lists its product as uncharacterized. The record is from RefSeq and is a predicted model, not a curated record. Gene Ontology annotation, biological process: DNA integration. Gene Ontology annotation, molecular function: RNA-DNA hybrid ribonuclease activity; nucleic acid binding. NCBI's taxonomy places the organism in Eukaryota, Viridiplantae, Streptophyta, Magnoliopsida, Malpighiales, Salicaceae.